Molecule: messenger RNA, 2412 nt
Organism: Caenorhabditis remanei
Lineage: Eukaryota; Metazoa; Nematoda; Chromadorea; Rhabditida; Rhabditidae
Exons: 10
Coding region: 1-2412 (803 amino acids)
Source: RefSeq, a predicted model, not a curated record
AUGAACGUUCGCGUCGAACAGGAGAACGUCAGUCCACAAGUUCAAUCUACGAGUCCAUCAAAUUGUAUGGUGGUGAGAGGUGGCACAAUUCCCGCCUCACUUCAGCCGUUCCCUGGUAUGGAACAUGAUCGGACGCUUUUAAAUGAGCUGUCGCAAGAAACAUCUUCUAAUGGUUUCUCACAGUUUGUUGAAACUCCGAGGGAAUUCGAUGACGAUAAAGAAAUCGAAGCUGCUGCUGCUGCCUCUGAGAAUAAAGAAAGCCCAAAAACCUUGCCAGCUAAUCGAAGUCCAACACCUCCUGUGAUAAGAAUACUACCAGAGACCGCUCCUUCUAACCAAACUCUUUCACCUCUUCAUAUAAAUGUUAAUGACUGUUCAAAAAUUGAUUCACAAUGUGACAGCUCUCGAGAUUCGAAAUUAUCAAGCAAUGGAUCAUCUGUUCAAAAAACGGUUUUCCAAACACCUUCGCUUCGAAUUACCGACCGGGCAAGUACCUCGACGGAUUCAAAUCCAAUAGUGAUGGGACCUCCAAGCAGUACAAACACACAGGUGCUACUCAGUCCUGCUGGCAAUUUGCACAAUGGAUUUCCUAGAAAAUCAUCUGGUGACUCUUCCCCUAGUGUUGUACGAGCGAAGGGCAAUAAAUCUCCUCAUCAAUUCUCAUUUCAACGGAACCAUCCAUCUCAACGUUCAAAUAACAUCUCUGGGGUAUCUAGUCGACCUUCGAGCUCACUAGCUUCUCCGCAAGGAGGAGGACGUAAGGAUCAUGAAAUGACACGACGACGAGCUCUAGUAGAUCGAAUAACAAAAUGUCGAGGUUCUGAUUAUGUUCACUUGUUACCACAAACUGAGGGCUUAUCGCAUACUCAAACUUCUAUUCUUUUGCGUAAAAAUCGAGGAACUCUGAUAACCGAAGGAAUGCCAUAUUCUAUGCAGAAGUUAAUAGAUUGUGGACCUGAAGCUGACAAGACAGACAGAGCCUUCGUGGAAAAAAUUAGGGAAGCGAAUCAGAAACGAAUCCGGCACAACAAUCAGGACGAGCUUACUGAUGUUAGCGACCUCGAAGAUGAUCACGAAACUUCAAAUGCAGAGCCUAAAAACAGAAGAUCUCCAAAAAAUUUCCCUCGUUGGACACCAAAACGAAUGAGAUAUUCUGGAAUGUUGUCAAGAGCGGAAACGUUGCUUGACGAAAAAAUUGCCCUUCUAGGAAUGCUCAAGAACCAAUAUUCUGUAAUGGACGGUUCAGCAGGCGUGAGGUUCGAGAAAGAAGAACCAAUUCCACGUCGCAGACGGCAAUUAAACGGCAUGUACUUCCUCUACGAUAAAUCGGCAUUUCGAAGAGUAUCAGCAAAUCAUUUUGGCUGUUCGAGAGCAAUGCCGAUUCAGUCAUGGACAAAACGAAGUUUACAACAGGAUAUAUUUGAAGAGUCGACGAGUGAAAAACCACAAAGCGCAGGUCCGGCGGUAGUGAAACCGUCACUGAAUCCAAGCGACAAAUGGGUUGCCACAGCACAGAAAAAUGUAGUCACAUAUCUAACGAAUGGAGAAAAGCGAGAAAUCACUGAAUACGAUUAUGAGGAAUACAAAGCUGGUGAAGGAAUUCAGAGAGUGAAUGAACUGUCUUCUUUAGAUCCCAUCGAAUUCGUUGUGUCCUCUGACUUCAACACUUUCGAGGAUCGACAAAUGUCUUACCUUUACCGGCAGUCCACUGCGCCGUCGUGUAUUAUCCGUAAGAAACAUGGAAAAUCUGUCCACUUCGAAAUAGACGAUCGGAAGCCUUUGGAUCAAAACUCUGUGUUGAAGAAAAAGACCGAUAAGAAGAAAGAACGAAAACCAGUAGAAGAGGACAGUAGUAAUGAUGAAAUAGAAGAAGAAGAAACUGAAGAACCGAAGGUUCCAUCAAAGAAAAGACCACGCGGGAGACCUGCAACUACAAAAAGGAAAUCUUCAAAAAUGUCUGUGGCAGCAAAACUAAGUAAUGGAAUCUAUCUAGAUUAUUUGUUCGAAGACUUCAUGGCUGAAGAUGUAUGUACGAAACAGCUUCCCAACAAGAUCACAUACGCGAGUAUUGCUGUUCCCAAUUGGUACAAAAUUCCUGAAGACUAUUGGGAUGAUGUGCCGGCAAGUUCAAAAACAGGUUCUGAUGAUUUGCUGAUACCUGUUGCUAAACAACAUCAUAAACUGAUGCAUGCUGAACGAGACAGAAUAAAGCGAGAAACUGAUAAACGCAUAAGGAAUCGGCAGGCACCUACUUUGAACGAAGAUGGCUUAGACGCCGACGGAUAUCCUCCAUUUGAUAUGCAGCAGUUCGAGCCAGAUAUCAUAACUUCCAGACGCCUCUACGUUUCUGUCGUAACACCGUAUGAACAACGUGAUUUUCUCAACAAUCUAAAUUCCCAGUCAACAACAUAG